Molecule: messenger RNA, 11164 nt
Organism: Chionomys nivalis (European snow vole)
Lineage: Eukaryota; Metazoa; Chordata; Mammalia; Rodentia; Cricetidae
Gene: Slitrk5
Product: SLIT and NTRK like family member 5
Exons: 2
Coding region: 207-3080 (957 amino acids)
Biological process (GO): axonogenesis; regulation of presynapse assembly; positive regulation of synapse assembly
Cellular component (GO): membrane
Molecular function (GO): protein binding
Source: RefSeq, a predicted model, not a curated record
GAGCCCGGGAACCCGCGGUCGCCACCGCGGUGGCGGCCCGAUGCUAACAGCGUCCUGGUGCCGCUUUCCUCCAGAAGCUCAGCCUGCACUGCUAGCAGCUUCUGUGUCUGCCAAGGCUUCAAAAAUCAGUGCACACCCCGAAGAGGUGUUUUUCUAAAUGGUAGCUAUGAUGAGUGGGCCCCUGAGAUGGGAGACGGGGAGGUAAAAUGCACGUUUGCUGCCCCCCAGUAACUUUGGAACAGGACCUUCACAGAAAAAUGCAUAGCUGGAUGCUGCAGACUCUAGCGUUUGCUGUAACAUCUCUCGUCCUUUCCUGUGCAGAAACCAUCGAUUAUUAUGGGGAAAUCUGUGACAAUGCAUGUCCUUGUGAGGAAAAGGACGGCAUUUUAACUGUGAGCUGUGAAAACCGGGGGAUCAUCAGUCUCUCUGAAAUUAGCCCUCCCCGUUUCCCAAUUUAUCACCUCCUGUUGUCUGGGAACCUUCUGAACCGUCUCUAUCCCAAUGAGUUUGUCAAUUACACUGGGGCUUCAAUUUUACAUCUGGGAAGUAAUGUUAUCCAAGACAUCGAGACAGGGGCUUUCCAUGGGCUGCGGGGUUUGAGGCGACUACACCUAAACAAUAAUAAACUGGAACUUCUUCGAGAUGACACCUUCCUUGGCUUGGAGAACUUAGAAUACCUGCAGGUCGAUUACAAUUACAUCAGUGUCAUUGAACCCAAUGCUUUUGGAAAACUGCAUAUGUUGCAGGUGCUUAUCCUCAAUGACAAUCUCUUGUCAGGUUUACCUAACAAUCUCUUCCGCUUUGUGCCAUUAACGCACUUGGACCUGCGUGGGAACAGGCUGAAACUUCUGCCCUAUGCAGGGCUGUUGCAACACAUGGAUAAAGUUGUGGAAUUGCAGCUGGAGGAAAACCCCUGGAAUUGCUCCUGUGAGCUAAUUUCUCUCAAGGAUUGGUUGGACAGCAUCUCCUACUCAGCCCUUGUGGGUGAUGUGGUCUGUGAGACCCCCUUCCGUUUACACGGCAGGGACUUGGAUGAGGUAUCCAAGCAGGAACUUUGUCCAAGGAAACUUAUUUCUGACUAUGAGAUGAGGCCACAGACUCCUUUAAGCACCACGGGGUAUUUGCAUACUACCCCAGCCUCUGUAAAUUCUGUGGCCACUUCUUCCUCUGCUGUUUACAAGCCCCCCUUGAAGCCUCCUAAGGGGACCCGCCAGCCCAACAAGCCCAGAGUGCGCCCCACUUCUAGGCAGCCCUCUAAAGACUUGGGUUACAGUAACUAUGGCCCCAGCAUAGCCUACCAGACCAAAUCCCCGGUGCCUUUGGAGUGUCCCACCGCCUGCACUUGCAACCUUCAGAUCUCUGAUCUGGGCCUCAAUGUCAACUGCCAAGAGCGCAAGAUCGAGAGCAUCGCGGAGCUACAGCCCAAGCCCUACAAUCCCAAGAAAAUGUACCUAACAGAGAACUACAUCACUGUUGUGCGCAGGACAGACUUCCUGGAAGCCACAGGACUGGACCUCCUGCACCUGGGUAACAACCGCAUCUCCAUGAUCCAGGACCGGGCCUUUGGGGAUCUCAGCAACCUGAGACGUCUGUAUCUGAAUGGCAACAGGAUCGAGAGGCUGAGCCCAGAGUUAUUCUAUGGCCUGCAGAGUUUGCAGUAUCUCUUCCUCCAGUACAAUCUCAUUCGCGAAAUCCAGUCCGGGACUUUUGAUCCAGUCCCAAACCUCCAGUUACUAUUCUUGAAUAACAACCAACUGCAGACCAUGCCUUCAGGUGUCUUCUCUGGCCUGACUCUUCUCAGGCUUAACCUGAGGAGCAACAGCUUCACCUCCUUGCCAGUUAGUGGAGUUUUGGAUCAGCUGACAUCCCUCAUCCAAAUUGAUCUACAUGACAACCCUUGGGAUUGUACCUGCGAUGUGGUGGGCAUGAAGCUGUGGAUUGAGCAACUCAAAGUGGGAGUGCUAGUGGACGAAGUGAUCUGUAAGGCGCCCAAGAAAUUUGCAGAGACCUACAUGCGCUCCAUCAAGUCGGAACUGCUGUGUCCAGACUAUUCUGAUGUGGUGGUUUCCACGCCCACGCCCUCUUCUAUCCAGGUACCAUCCCGGACCAAUGCAGCAACACCAGCUGUGAGGCUGAACAGCACUGGGGCCCCUGCGGGCUUAGGCGCUGGAGCCGGGGCUUCAUCAGUGCCCUUGUCGGUGCUGAUCCUCAGCCUGCUGCUUGUUUUCAUCAUGUCAGUCUUCGUGGCAGCAGGCCUCUUCGUGCUGGUCAUGAAACGCAGGAAGAAGAACCAGAACGAUCACACCAGCACCAACAACUCCGACGUGAGCUCCUUUAACAUGCAGUACAGCGUGUAUGGGGGUGGAGGCGGCAGCGGGGGUAGCCACCCUCAUGCGCACGUGCACCACCGCGGAUCGGCUUUGCCCAAGGUGAAGACUCCCGCGGGCCACGUGUAUGAAUACAUCCCUCACCCACUGGGCCACAUGUGCAAAAAUCCCAUCUACAGGUCUCGAGAAGGCAACUCCGUGGAGGAUUACAAAGACCUGCACGAGCUCAAGGUCACCUACAGCAGCAACCACCACCUGCAGCAGCAGCAGCCACCGCCGCCGCAGCAGCCCCAGCAGCAGCCCCCUCCGCAGCUGCAGCUGCAGCCUGGGGAGGAGGAGAGGCGGGAAAGCCACCACUUGCGGAGCCCCGCCUACAGCGUCAGCACCAUCGAGCCCCGAGAGGACCUACUGUCGCCGGUGCAGGACGCUGAUCGCUUUUACAGGGGCAUUUUAGAGCCAGACAAACACUGCUCCACUAGCCCUGCCGGCAGCAGCCUCCCGGAAUACCCCAAAUUCCCAUGCAGCUCGGCUGCUUACACUUUCUCCCCAAACUAUGACCUGCGACGCCCCCAUCAGUAUUUGCACCCGGGGGCAGGGGACAGCAGGCUGCGGGAACCGGUGCUCUACAGCCCUCCCGGUGCUGUCUUUGUAGAACCGAACCGGAAUGAGUAUCUGGAGUUAAAAGCAAAACUAAAUGUUGAGCCGGACUACCUCGAAGUGCUGGAAAAACAGACCACAUUCAGUCAGUUCUAAAAACAAAGAAACUCCGUUGGAGCUUUUGCGUUUGAAACAAACAAGCAAGCAGACACACUUGGUGAACACAUUUGAUUAAUUGUGUCGUUUCAACAUUUAGGGUGAAGUGCCUUGGCACGGGAUUCUCAGCUUCGGUGGAAGCUAACUGAAAGGGUGUGCAAUUUACUUUUAAUUUUACACACGGGAAACAUUUAUGUAAACUAGGCACAUCACUUUCUCUUCUUGUCUGUGGGGGAAGAGAGAAGGGCUUUGGGGAGGGCGAUUUGCAUCCAGGGUGACCUUCAACAGGUUGCGGUCCCUUUUUGCAGUGCUCUGAAGUGCUAAGAAGGGUUGGGGGUGGAAGCAGCUUAGAUUCUUCUCAUCCUUUUUGCUCCUCUUCUCAUGUCCUUCUUGUCCUUAGAGCCUUGGCAUUGGUUGAGAGAUUAGCACAUCCCAACUUUAAUAGGAAGUUUCUUCUCUCUCACUUCUCUCCCUUCCUUCCCCCUUCCACCUUCCUUCCUAAUCUUUUCCUUUGUUUUUAAAGAAUGUGUUUGUAUGCAUUCUGGACAUUUGAAUUAAAAAAAAAAAGUCUUGUGAUUCAGAAAGGCUCACUAUAGAUGUGGACAAAUCAUUAAAAUUACAGAGCUAUAUGAUCCAUAAUUGAUUAGUCAAAAUAACUUAUUGAUGAAAUAUACAAAUAUUUUAUUGUAGCACCUAUUUUUAUAUGCACAUUUAGCAUUCCUCUUUCCUUCACUAUUUAGCCUAUGAUUUUCUCAGAGGUGUUGUUGCACUGUACUACGAGCUGCAUUUCCAAAACCAGAGUAAUAUCAGAAAGGCCUAUUAAAUAUUUAAAGACAUGGAGCACUAAAUGACAAAAGUCUUUAAAAAUCUAUGAAACCCACCCAAUGGGACUCGCCAUUCAAAAAAUAGUAAACUAAAGAAUGAAGCUGUUUGUAACCUGCUGUAGAAAAGGGAGAAGAUGGAGCAAUUAUUUGGGUAGUUCCAUUGAGAAAGGUGUGGAAGUUUUUGGAUGUAUCAGAGAAGGUUGAAAAUUAUGUUUAUUAGUGAACCAAAAUGAUGUAUUGAUUUGACUACUAUUGUAGCCGAUUUUUGAUUGUGUAACCAAACCCAAUUGCAUUUGUACAGUUCCGCGUGCCCUUGCACCUCAGAAGACCAAAUGAUGGGCUGUACAAGUCUAUCCAAUGUCUUUAUCCCUCUGGGCAGAUGCUGAGGACAAACAGGAUCUCUGUAAGAUGGAACUGCUAUUGUUACAGUCUCAUAUGUAUCCCAGCACAUGUAAUUUUUUAAAUAGUUUCUGAAUAAACACUUGAUAACUAUGUCAACUUUGAGGGAUUAAAGUAAUGAUUCCGGGAGAUGGUGGGACCUUCUUAUUAAGAAUUUAGGAACAAGUAGCUCUUUUCUUCCUAGGAACACUAAGUUUCCCUGACUAUAAAAAUUUCAAUGUAUGUCCAUUAAUGCGUACGCUUACAUAAAUUUUUUCCUUCAUUGAUUCAGAGAAGUAUGUUUUUUCUGAAUGUGUCAGUUAUGUUUAUUAAUGGUAUUUUAAUUGUAUAUUUCCUCAUUGGCGUGUAAUUCUAGUACACAGAUCAUGGUAAGUAAUAAGCUAUAUUUUCAUUUCUCUUGUACAGUUUUAUAUUUUGUCAUAUUCAUGUUAUUUUAUACAGUCUGAGUCCUUCCAUAUUUUAAUUUGUAUGAAAUUGUUCAUAAAUUCUGACAUAAACCUUAUCUAAAGUUGGCAGAUGUCAUAAAUGUUUGAGAUGUUGAUGUUUGCGGAUAUUUGCUGUUCACCUCCGAUUAAGGCUUGCCAAUGAAUUUAGAAGAGCAUUUAAUGGGAGAAAAUAUUUGACUCUAUUUGAAACUUAAAAACCAAGCACUUCAUUGCUAUUACUGUUCCUCUGUUCUGUCUCAUCUAGAAUGUGGGCAAUAUCAAGGACUGUUUGAAAACUUCCUGUUUAAGGAACAAUUGCCAUGGCAUUCUGCCACAAAGAGGCAGCAGUCACCCGUGAGUAAACUGACAGAGACUACGUGAACUCAGAUUGAAAUGGUAGACCCAGCCUUCCUAAAGGAGUUAGGAAGUGAGAUAGUCAGAAUGCCGCUUUGGCCAAGAGCAGAAAGCCAUCCACUCUUCAUGUUUGCUCUGCCAAGUAUGUUUUUCCCCAAAGAAGAAAAAGAAUAAGCUUAGUAGUGCCACAUCUUAACACCAAAAUAAAACCUAUCUCAGAUUAUUGUCUACCUCCUCUUUCUAAGAUCCAAGGAUUGGAAAUCAGUAAAAAGCAGCAUUAUUUCACAUUGGUGUUGUUGCUAAUGUUUCUUUACAGACUGUGUUUUUUGUUUGUUGUUUGUUUGAGAGUACUCCUUUUUCACAGUAGUUUUGCAUUCAAAUAUGAUAGUGUUUUAUAAACUAUAAGACACUGAUGACAUAAAAAUACUUCAGUACAAUGAAGCUUUAUACCUUAAAGUAAUAAUUACUCAACUUCAAGGCACAUUGCUGAACAAUAUUAGCAAUUUCCAAAGAAAAUUCAUGGCUUAUUUUAAUUAAUAUUUUUCCAAAUCUACACUAAUUCGUGUGAUCUCAUCUGAAAAUCCCCUUUGUUGUACUCUUUCUAUAAUACAACCUGAGGUUUUUAAGAAUACAAUUUUUUAAUCAGGAAAAUUGACAAUUAUAUGUAUUAUUAGCAAAGCUACUUUAAAAUAUUUUACAAUCUUCUAAUAAAGACAUUAAAGUAAAUUAAUCUUGAUUUAGAUAAGUUUGAAAACAUAUUGUUUCAAAAUCAUUUUGCAUAGAAUACCUAAUAAAUUAUCUUUCUCUUUAUACAUGUUUCCUAAGAGUGCAUUUUUAUGCACAAUACAAGAUUAGAUGUACAUUUUCUUAUUUUGUUUUUGAUGUAUUAUCUUCAUCUUAGUUAGCUAUCAGACCAGGUAUGCAGUGGGAUGUGAUUUGUUGUGGAGCUCAGCAGAUUCUACCCAUGGAAUUUUUGGAGACCAGUGUGUUAUGUUUCUGUCACUGAGGAAAGUUUGGAUGCAAGCUAGGGUUACUCUUUGUGAUUAUUUUUUUAAAUAUGCUACAUAAUCUAAUGUAAAUAUACUUGCUGGUAGAUAUAAAUGUUAUUUUUAUUUCUCUCUGUUUAUGAUGUAAAAACUAUAAUUUCAGAUAAGUCUACUCCACAAUUUACAUACUGAUAGAAAAGUCACACAUUGCAUUAUUUAUAAAUAUUUUCACUUAAAUAUUAGCAUCAAUCUCAUAGACGAAACAAAAUUUCACACAUGAACAGUGGACCAUUUUGGCUCUCCUACAUAGGUUGUCACUCCUGUCCCCCUCUACUUUUCCUUGAUCUCACACAGAAAAAGACAAAUGAGGAUGUAGCAGGAAUAUAGACAUAUGUGGAAACACUUCCAUUAUCUUCACUAAAAAUGCACUAAUGAUUGUAUAUUUGCUAAGUAACUGAAAUUAUUAAUAUUAUUUUUCCUCAAUCUGUUACGAUUUAAUUCUCCUUACGUUUCCUUCUUCUUCAUUCUCCUCUUUUUGUUUUAUUUUUCAGUAGAGAACAGGAAUGCAUGAAAAUAGUUUGGUUUCAAGAGUGAAAAGCAAGCCAUUCAGUCUCCAGAAAUCAGUGUCUUUUCCCCCAAAUCACAAGACUGCAAAUUACUGAAAAUAAAAUGGAACAGAAGUAGGCUUUGAAUUCAGCUUUAAGCACAUUCUUGUACUUUUUAGGAAAGUCCAAGUUAAGUUCAAGUUAAGGCUGAUGAGAAAAAGAAAUUGUUUGAUGAAACUAUUUUUUUUAAAAAAUGAAUUCUAAAUAGUGAAAUCAGGUGAGAAUAGUGAAAGAAUGCCUUUAAAUACUGGCAUAUUUAAUGACUUGACUUUGAAAGUGAAAAGUACUAUUAAUGUGUUAACUAAAUUGUUAGUCCUAUUAACUGUUUAACUUUAGUUAGAGAAAGGCUAAAAGGUCUCCAGCAUUCUGCAAGUGCAAAUACGUGACAGUAACACUAAAGUGGCUGGGUAGAUAGUUAUGUGCCUAAAAUAAUGUAAUAUGCAUAUCUAAUAUGUUGAAUUUUAAUACAUUCAUUUUACCAUUACUUUAAAUCAUUUCUAAGACUUUCCUGAUAGCAUUAUCCAUAUGUAUGUCCAUGAGUGUAUGUCAUCAGGUAUAUCAUGAAACAGCAUGUGGGAUAUGGGUCAAUUCAAUUUUCAUAAGCUGUUUCUUUGGAAUUUUAAAUUAAACUUUGAUGUUUUGUGUUUUUAAAAUGUUAGAUUGGAAAGAAAUGAAUUUGAUGUAGUAUGUAUGUGUGAAACAACUAACUAUUUUUUUCUUCUCUUGUUUUUAUCAGACCAUUUGGCUCAAAAGUCACAGAUCAAAUAUAUCUAAUGGUAACUAUAUUAAAAUUAUUAUAUGAGUACUUUUAUACACAUUCCUAUGAAGAGCAACAUUUAACUUAUGAAUCUGGAGUGAUAUAAGUUAUUUUUUGUGAAAAGCUGUUGAAGAUCAAAAUAGAGAUAUUUAACAGAGAAUUGAUAUGGUACAAAUGUUAAGCAAAUUGACUUUCUCCAAUUUUGCAGCUGGUAACAUUAAAACAUAACCAUAAUUUGCAUAUUGCAAAGUAUGUCAGGUAUAGUUUUAUUAAAUAUCAGAAUGCCAAUUACUAGAUGAAACAUUAUCAUGGAAAUAUAUGUUAAAUCAAAAAUCAUGUAAUGAUUUUAGGUGGGUAAUAGUUAGUAAACAUAAAGAAAUAUAGUAUAUUUCUAGUGUAAAGUAUAAAUGUACCUAUUUAAAAUUUAGGUGUGUUUAUAAAUAUGAAAGUUUGGAGCCAGUAUAUGAUGGAUAUUUUUAAUUUAAAAUGUUCUUAGAUGAAACUAUGGCCUGCUGAGAGCUCACUAAACUUAGUAUGCUUUGAAAAAAAGGUGUUUGCAUUUUUUUCAUUGUAAGAAAUAAUUUUAACAUAUCAACUUCUUUCAGUUCAACUUAGAUCUUACUGUAAUAAUUCAAUAUUAAAUAUCACUUUUAUGACCAUACAUUGCUUUAUAAAUAUUAGGGGUUUAGAAAAUGAAUAUUUUUAACUUUUGCUUAUAAAUCAUUUUCACUAUUAAUGGCAAUUUCUAAAUUUCCCAUCUUAUAUACUUUUAAAGACUAUUUUGUAUAGUUCAUUGAAAGCUUAAUAUUGGAAAUUGACACCACACUUGCUGUAUUUUUGCAGUGUGGUACCUGUAUAUUUAAAUAAAUGUAAUAGAUAAUAUUAAUCUUAACGUAAUUGUUUAUCAAGGUUGUUUGUCAAAUACCAUUUUGCUUUGAUCAGCAAACUUCCUAGAUAUGAGCAGUCAUCCUGUUUCAUGUACCCUUGACCUGUUUGUCUUCUUCAUCCUCUGCAACCAAGAUUAGAUAGUCAUACUGAGACAGUGUAAACUCUGUAAGACUGUCAUGUUGAGACAGUAUCAGUUCUGGAAGACAUUCAUACUAAGAUAUGUCAUCUCUGGAAGACAGUCAUACUGAGACAGUGUCAGCUCUGGAAGACAGUUUUACUGAGACCAUGUCAUCUCUGGUGGACCAUCAUACUUAGACACUGUAGCUCUGGAGCACAGUCUUACUGAGACAGAGUCAGUUUUGGAAGACAGUCUUACUGAGACAGUGUAGCUCUGAAGGACAGUCUUACUGAGACAGGGUAGCUCUGGAGGACAAUCUUACUGAGACAGGGUCAGCUCUGGAGACAGUCUUACUGAGACAGGGUCAGCUUUGAAGGACAGUCAUACUGAGAUAGUGUAGGUCUGGAGGACGGUCUUAUUGAGACAGGAUCAACUCUGGAACAAAGUCAUACUGAGACAGGUUAAUCUCAGGAGGACAGUCUUACUGAGACAGUAUAGCUCUGUAGGACAGUCAUACUGAGGCAGUUAAGCUCCAGAGGGCAAUCUUACUGAGAUAGUAUCAGCUCUGUAGGACAGUCAUACUGAGACAGUGUAACUCUGGAGGACAGUCUUACUGAGACAGUGUCUGUUCUGUAAGAUAGUCUUACUAAGACCAUCUCAUAAUUGUUUUUAAUUCUUGCAAAGAGAUUCAUCUUCUGCUGUCCCCCCCCAUUUUUGAAGUUAAUGUAGUUCUCUGACUGACUAAUUAAUUUCAAUCAUACUAAUACAACCUCCUCAUCCUAAAUAAUAAAAUAAAGGAUACUUCAUCAUGCUGGCAAAACACUAAGUAAGCAAGACAAUGUGAGAGAAGAGAUGUGGAUUUUAAAUUGUCAUUAACUAAUGAUCACCCUGUAUGCACAGAAUAUUUAACAAGUGAAAAUUUUUUAGUACAUUUAAAUGAUUUGACACACUAGAGUAAAUGUAUAGCCUUCACUGUAACUUAACAAAUAUUCUUUAUACUUUUAAUAAGUCUCAAUUAAUGCAGUGGGAGACCUACAAGUUAAGUCAAGAAAAAUAUGGGAUUUAUUUUGUCAGAACAAAUUUAUUUAUCUUUCUAGACAAAUUGGAAUUGGAAUUGGUCAUCUUUUGGACUAGUGGAGUAGCUUCCAUUUGGUUUUAACCUAUCAAGUUAGUAUAAUAUUAUAUUAUCUGUUAGGCUGUAAAGGUGUUUCCAUUUUAAACAUGUUUAAAUAAAAUCUGUCCCCAUAGCACAAGUCUAAUUGGUCUUAAUAAUAAAGAACCCAGAGUCAGAUCUUAGAUGGUUAAAACUGAAAGAUCAGAGAAGCAAAGAAGUCAGUGACUAGUUCUUGCCUUUAGGAAAUCCCCAGACUGAAUGGAGUAUUCUGUCUCUACAAGAUCUCGAACUGAAUGCCUUGACUCCUAUCUCCUCUCAUCUUAUAUUCUUCUUUCCACCCAACCAUAUCACUUUCUGUCUCCACCUCCCUAGUGUUGGGAUUAAAGUUGUGUGACUCUAAGUACUAGGAUUAAAGGUGUGAGCCACCACUGCCUGGUUCUGUCUAUCUUUCAGACCUGAUAAAUCUAGUGUAGCCUAGGUUGGUUUGAACUCAAAGAAAAGGUGUGUGCCACAACUGCCUAGCCUAUAGGGUUAAUUAGUGUCUUGGUUCUGCACUCUCAUCUACAGGUAAGCUUUAUUUGUUAGAUCACAAACAAAAUAUCACCACAGUCCCUGUGAUAUAAAAAUGUGUGUGGCCAAGUCACGAUUUUGAGGUCUUGUGUUAUGCCUUGCCCAGACUGAAUUGACUAAAUAUAUGAAGUGCAAGAUUUAUUUGAUUUACAACAUGAAAAUAUCUAAAUUAAACAAAAGAAAAAUCAGGAUAUUUUUAUACUAAAAUGUUAACGUUAUGCUAGAAACACAUGCCUAAGUGUCAAGGUUACCUAUGCAGAAUGUUCUGGACUCUCUCAAAGAUGAAACAGUAAACUGCUUAGGUUAGUUAGCUGCACAGUUUCUCUAUUACAUGCUCCUGUUAUCUUAGGAGAAGCUCCAGCAGCAACAUGGAAUUUAUGUUAAUUUGUAUAGAGAAUGAUUUUUAGAUCCUAGUUUGUAUUCUUCCUUCUUAAAAAGUGUACUAAAGGCCAGCUCAAUAAUAAACAGCAAAAAGAAGCAAAAAACCCAAAUCUCUUCGAGGUAAAAGUUAACUUGGCAAAUUUGAUUCUUUAUAAUUGAUUUGUAUUAACACGAUAAUAUUCAGAGUUGCCAAGAAUGGUAUUAACUUAUUUGAACAAAAUAAUAGAAUAGGAAAUGCAUAUUUUAAUCAGUAGUAGCUAAUUUUGCUGUGAAUUGAUUGUAUAUCUACCAAAAUAAUAAUAGUGUGAUGGAACUCACAAACUUUUAAUGUAUCCUUGUUUUUUUUUUCUGAGAAUAUAAAAUUAGCAUACUAUGUAAAAUAUUUUAAAAAUUUACCUUUACUAUUUUUCUAGCAAAAUAUAUUUAUUAUGUAAAUGUACUGUGGAUGUGAUAUUUCUUUUUUCUAUUAAUUUGGAUAAUAUAACAUAACAUCUCCUUUCUUGAAUGUGAUGUAUGUUGUGCCAAAAAUAAUGAUAUUACAUUUACAAUUAUUGACUGUCAUUUUACAAAACAUUGUGAUGGAUGGCUAAAAGAUAAAUUCAGGAAUUUUCCCCCAUGGUGUGUCCUUUGCAACUUUGGUAAAAACAUCACAAUUUAAUUUGA